Amoebophrya sp. A25 is the source of this 8915-nucleotide messenger RNA. The record is from the annotation of a GenBank genome assembly. NCBI's taxonomy places the organism in Eukaryota, Dinophyceae, Syndiniales, Amoebophryaceae.
AUUCUGUGGCUCUCGAAGGAGCUCGCUGUCGACGGGAACCCGUUUAUCAAGCACUUUAUGUACAAAUUUUAAUCUAAGCAUCAUCGUUUUUGUUCCGGACUUGUAUCUCUUGGUUGCCUCUACUCCAUCUUUUGGUCGUCGCAUCUACUUGCACAAUCUUUGGGUCGCAUCUACUUACUCUAUCUAUUGGUUCGCAUACCUUGUGAGCUUCUCGACUAGGAAAGCCACAACAUGUAAACCGAAGCCCGUAUCAUACGUAUGCAUCCUCUAAUCAAGCGGAAAAGCUUCGUCUUAUUCGAGGCGAAAGGGCGGACCAAUGGCCAUAUCUGCAGAGCGAAAGGGCGGACUAAAAAUGUCCUUCCCUACGUGGCGAAAAGGCGGACUAAUGUCCUUCCCUACGUGGCGAAAAGGCGGAUCGGUUCCCUUGUCUCUGCGUGUUCUGUACAAGAGCAUCUUCACGAAAAUGAAGCGCUAUCUCUACGUCGGUUGGCUACUGCUGCUUCUGAGCGCUGGAGCGUUGGCUACUGUCUGGGAACCGGGUACCAAGACGACAUCCUUUUUGGCCAAAAGGGACACGCACCUUGGUGACCUCGCGGAUCUGGGAUCGCUAGGUGAAAUCAAAAAUCCUGAGAAUGCUGCGCGGUCAGAUGAUAGUACAUCGACGAGUGGCGAGGCUCAACAGUCGAGUAAACCUGAGGAAUUCCCAGACGACCCUACGUGGUACGUAAUGGCGAAGAUGUUAAGGCAAAGGCCAUUGAUGCAUAAUUGUACUUCUAAGUAAGCGAAAACUAGAAAAUAUAUCCGAGAUACAGCCUGAAAUAAGGGAAGUAGUUCCUUCCUUCUUCAGUAUCUCGUAUAUUCUCGUUUAUUUUUUGCUUAUUUCAGUUUACCGAAUACGUCCUUUUGUGCAUUGCAUCACUGUAUCAAUAUUUCGUGGCUAGAGAAGUUUCGUCCACGACAACACGGCCGGGUUGCAAGGCAGUUGAUCGUGCUGUAAAAGUUGAGAUUUUAACGUGGGGAUUUACUCUAGUAAGUAAGCAGCUUAUCCUCCUCCCCUGAAACUUUUCCAUAUUUUUGUCAUAAGUGAUGAUAGUACGACAUGGACAUAUAGCAAACUUCUACUUUACACUGUAACUAAUCGAACAAUUGUAGAUAAAGGGUUCGGGUCGUGGAUCGACUCAGUGGGGUCAUACUAUCAGAUAGUUAUAGAGCUCGACUUCGCAAACGCAAACACUCGACUUUGCAAAGAGUGAUACUAUAGUACUUGCUAUCGGACUGCAUCCACAUCGACGAUAGAUAUAGCUCCGCGCUAAUAUUGCUGGAAAACAUGUGCAAUCCCGAUCAAGGAGAAGCAUCACAAACGUCGAUGAACAAAAAGGGCUGCGAGUUGGCGAAGAAGAUGGCAGGCGUGAUAACUCGUAGUGAGGUAACAAUAUAUAUAACUUUUUGUCUCUUUUACCGGCGGAACUCGAUGCGAAGGAUCCAUAACCUGACCUCACUAUACCUCUCUUUUUCACUCACUCACUUACUCAUUCACUGACUCAGUCUCCCUCUCCCUCUGUCUCCCUCUGUCUCCCUCUGUCUCCCUCUGUCUCCCUCUCACCCUCCCUCUCACCCUCCCUCUCACCCUCCCUCUCGCUCUCCUCCCUCUCGCUCUCCUCCCUCUCGCUCUCCUCCCUCUCGCUCUCCUCCCUCUCGCUCUCCUCCCUCUCGCUCUCCUCCCUCUCGCUCUCCUUGCUCUCACCCUUUCUCUCCACUCUUCACCCUCACUCAUCCACCCAUCAAAAAAAAUCAGCGGCUGGAGAUUGUCGCAAAUGACGUUGUGCCGUACAUCCAAGAGUUUCAAGGUGAUAUUCGCAUUGCGGUGGACACCCAGGUGAGCGUUUUGAAACAGCUGGUAGAGAUCGUAAAGAGCUCGCUGAGUAUUAUGAAUGUGAAUCUGACCUCCUGUCAAAUGGUGUGUAGUGCAUAUUCAUUCAUUCAUUCGAACCACGUAGCAACUCACUCAAAGCUGCCUGGUUCCGUAGCGACCCGAGUAGACCUUAUAUAUAAAAAUACUUUUAUGUUGUAGUUGUCCCUUGUUGCGUCAUAGAAGUUGUCCUAGUAUUUAUUGUACUAGUAUUUAUUAUGAAAUAUACGACUACGAGGUCUCCUAGAAAUGUUACUCAUUUUACGUUCCUUUUGCCUUUGAUAAUGGAACACAAACAAAGAGUGGAUAGAUAUGCGCGAUCGACAGGUGGUCAAACGGAAAGUUCUAAGAGUGCGACGUCGGAUUCUUCUGAAAAGUCGGCUCUUACCGAGGACGUGCAGGCUCUGGAAGGUGCCUUGCAGCAGGUUCCCAAGCUCGAAGUUAACGUCAACGUACCCGUCAAAGACGACGCUCAGAUCCACUUAGAUCUUCCAGCAAAGGUGAUAGUGGACAUCCUAGGAGGGAUGCGCGAAGUUUGGCGCAUUGGGCGCGAGCUUGCGCGCCUAAAAGAAAAGUUCAAUAUCCUCAUCGCUGGCGCAAUUCCACUGGACAGCGGCGGAUCGGUUUCAAUCUUAUGGGCUAGUGAAUAUACAUGAAAUUAAUGUUAAUCUAACAGGCCUAGUUUAUAAUAAAAUGUAUGUCCUCGUUGUCCUUGAACAUCGGACAUGUUGCGCAUCAAGAAGAAUUCUUGCAACCUCUUGUCGCAUCUUCAACCGGGAGCUGCCUACCUACUUUUUUUGUCCUUUCUAAGAAAUGGAAUAUGCUUACUUUCCUUGUUGUUUUGGAGUGUGUGUGAGAGGACGUUUUCCAUCCAUUCCAAGCUAGUUUGCUGUGGAAUACCCAGACCCGAGUCGUGGUCGUCGCCUCCUAACUAGAUCGAAUCGUAACGAGUAGAUCAACGAUUACUUGUCUAGCGAUCGAGAAGCUCCUCUCCUUUCAGCAGAAACAAACGUGGUCAUAGUUUCUUUUUUGGUCUAAUUUUUACCAGAGUUUUUAGUUGUAUUAGCAGUUACCAGGUACAGGAGUGAAGAUCGAUAUAGACUUGUUUGUUAUUUCUUUGUACCUACGAUCGAUGGAUGCGCUCCGGGCAACGCGUUCGAUCUAUUUACCGAAUACUAGGACAACUGGAGAGCAACUUUUUAUAUACAUAAACAUUACUUUUUCCAAGUGCCGGAGCCCGAUGUGCAGGAUCCAUAACCUUACCUGAACUUUUGCAAUUUAUUUUUACGAUCUUGUUCUUCUAAAGCCUUCCGCAGCUGGCAAUGGGGGGCUCUCUACCUUGGGGAUAUCAACAGGAGCGCUUGGUGGCCAGCUACAACGUGUGAGCGGAGGUCAGGGAGCGCUUGCUCUUGGCGAUGGGAUUUCAGCAGGAGGGCCGCUGGCUGGUGGUCUUCCUGGUGGUGGUGUUGGUGGUCUUCCUGGUCCUGGUGUUGGUGGUCAGCGUGUGGAGUCGCGUUCGGAGCUUGAGGAAAAAAAAGAGGCGGCGGAGGAUGCACUCGAAGGCCUGAAAGACUUCGUGUGGAAAUCGCUGAUACAGUUUUUAAGCCAUGUCGUCCAUCCACAUGCGUAUUCCUCAAGGCCUAACAAGGGCUCAGAGUGCAAUCUUCAAGCCCGUAAUAUCCCUAAUAAGGCUCAGAGAAGCCCGUGGUAUCCCUGGCAAGGCUCAGAGAGCCAGAGCCUGUACUCUACCAAAACCCCUCUGUCUUCGGUUUCAAUAUUGUCUACUUGAAAAUGAUGAAAGUGAAAGAGUGUUUGAUGUGGUACAAGCCCGUAAUAUUCCUAGCAAGUAGGCUCAGGGAGCCCGUGUCCCCAACAAGGCGCAGAGUCUAAUCCUCAACCCGGUAUUCCCAACAAGGCGCAGAGUGUAUAUCUGAGUGAAAUAGAUGUCACAGUAGGUCGUGUAAGUUAUCAUGGAGACGGCGGGCUGUGUACAUGAUAACUUACACGACCUACUCUGCCAUCUAUUUAAGUUACAACAUGACAUUUAUUUUCUCCAAAUUCACACUUGUAGUUUCAUAGUGUCCUUGCAGAAGUUGAAGUGAGGUAUACCUCUAGACUACAAAAUCAAAAUCUGCAUGGAUGGACGCUGUAUAGCUGUAAGAUAAGUGGAGAGUUUAUGCAGCCUUGGCAUUGCCGACGCCUGUCCCGUGAAAGACCUGAUGCUCCGCGCAUAUAGUAAUCCGCAGGUACUAUGAUAGAUUCUUUUAGCAGCUUUUAUUAGAUGGAGAUGCUUUUACUAAAAAUGGAGAUGCUUUUAUUAAAAACUGGAGAGCAGUUACUCCUAGUAUCCGAAGUUCUACUUUUCAGAGUUUUGGCUCAGAUGGCGUGCCGUGAUGAGUGGCACCCGUAAGCUAUGCUAGUAAUGGAGGACAUGGGGUUGCGCCUCUGAAUUGAUUGGAGUUGCUAGCUUUUCUUUUGUAGAAUACAGAUAACACUUAGUUUCUCCUGUUUUUAAAUAUACUCUCUCCUUACUCUCUUCACACAGUAUUCUGAAGAUACGAGCUACAACUUGAUGAAUAAAAGGGAGUAUCAACGAUAUCAAUACAAUCUCUUGAAUAGUUGUCCAUAAAGUGCCACGAUGGAUUACAGAUAAUUGUAUAAAUGACGAUAAAUAAGUAACCUCCUCCCAUAUCAGGAUAAUGCUAAGUCUUUUCCCUUUUUCUCAGAGGUGUGCUGCAAAUCUAGGCUGGCUCUUCCCUUUUUAUUUAAGGUUAGGGUUUAGAUCCAGCGGCGCUCAAAGCACAUAAGUAACGCAGCCGGUUAGUUUUUUCCUCUGUCUCGUAGAUGUAUCCCUUCAAGCAAAACACAGAUAACUGUGCAAAUAUAUAGGUAGUUCUACUUUGAACGUGCUUCGCUGCUGAGUGGCUUCAAUUCUGGGUAGGCAGACCAGGUUAGUGUUACAUAACAUUUGGUUAGAACACACAGGAGUAGCCUCUCUGGGCACUACAGUCUCAGUAGAGGUCGCUCUCUACACUGGAAAGAAGUUUUUGUCUGUGUAUGGGAGAAAAGAGCCAGAUAGGCACGGUCCAAACGCGGGUGAUUAUCUGAUGAAAAUGGCUCACGAUUAUUCUCGUGUUUUUUCAGAUUUUUCGUGGUGGUCAUGACAAUUUUUUACUCUAUAGAAUGUUUUCAGUUUUAGCUCAGAUUUUCCAUGGCCAUGAUGUUAGUUUUAGCUAAGAAGGAUAGAUGAUAGAGCAAACUUUUUACUGACUCCAAAUCAGCGUGUUGCGGUGUUGAAUGGGAAACUGGGGAGUUUUAUGAAGAGCUACCAAGGCAUAAUCGUGGUCGGGGCCAACGCGCAACUGGAUACAGUGCGCAACGUGAUUGGAGCGAUAAAAAGUGUCAUGGGUCCGAGCAGUGGCAGCGACCUCGUGGAGAAGAUGCAGCAACUGCAGCUGACAGUGAAGAUGGGCCCAUCUGUGCCUGGUGACGCAGCCGUCAAAGUUAGAAUGACGCUCGAACAAUUGAUGCUGCAGUUUGGAGGACCGGAAAUGGCAAUUCGUUUCAUGGUCGAGCUGUUUCUCCUGGCGAUCGGGGAGCCUCCCUCCCGCGAAUUCGGGCUCAAAGUAACAGAGGAGCAGGCAUUGUCUCCAUUAAGGCACUCGUGAUGUUCAUCCAAUUUGUCCUUGAAUCCACGAAAAAAGAAGAUUCAAAUCGUAUAAAUAGAGGGAUCUUGUAUACUAUUGAAUUCUGUCCUUAGUAGAAGAUCAUUGUUUCUGACGGAAAACGCUACGAACGCAAUGGAAAACACCGGGGCUGUGCGUCACGUCGAUUUUCGAUCUUUCUUCUGUAGCAAUAUUUUAAGUAAUAUAGGGGUGUACUUUCAUACUCGGUCGAUUCCCUCUAUAGUCACCCUUUUCGUCAUCUGGAUUUGGUUGCUUAAUCCCGUUCUUUUUUCCAUUUUUAGUUGUCGCCCGCCUUAUAUACAGCCUUCAAACAACUAUUAGCACAGUUCGGAGCAUACUGCUGAGUUAUAGAUUUUUUUUUUAUAGAGAUCAGGGACAAGCUUGGAGCACUCUUUUAUCCUUCAUAUUCAAUCACUUUUCUUUUUGUGUAAUGAUCUAAUAACGGUUACUGGAGCAGCAGGUUUGGGAGCGCAUGUCCUUGCUAGUCCAGGAUCCAUGGCGGGUGCUGGAGGUCUGUCAUCUGGCAAAGCUAGUGGAGGCGUGAACGGUGGUAGAGAGCCUUCUGGCAGAGAAAACACUAACGGCCGAGGAGAAGGCCCAGGCAGAGCCGGACGCAAGCCCGGCGGAGGAGGCUCGGUCGACCAGCGCGCGGAUGACGUCAAAAAUGGCGGCGGUGGAGCAUUGCCUCCGCAGUCCGGUGACGAGGAUCGCGAUGGAAGGCCGUUUAAUGAAGGAGGUGGUGCUGUUUCCGGCAACGGCACGCCUGGCAAUGGAGGCUCAUCUUCUGGCGGUGGAGGCCAGCCAUCAAGCGCGGCUGACGGUACAGGCAUGGCUGGCGGAGGCCGCCAUCCAUCCGGAAANGAUUAUCUGAUGAAAAUGGCUCACGAUUAUUCUCGUGUUUUUUCAGAUUUUUCGUGGUGGUCAUGACAAUUUUUUACUCUAUAGAAUGUUUUCAGUUUUAGCUCAGAUUUUCCAUGGCCAUGAUGUUAGUUUUAGCUAAGAAGGAUAGAUGAUAGAGCAAACUUUUUACUGACUCCAAAUCAGCGUGUUGCGGUGUUGAAUGGGAAACUGGGGAGUUUUAUGAAGAGCUACCAAGGCAUAAUCGUGGUCGGGGCCAACGCGCAACUGGAUACAGUGCGCAACGUGAUUGGAGCGAUAAAAAGUGUCAUGGGUCCGAGCAGUGGCAGCGACCUCGUGGAGAAGAUGCAGCAACUGCAGCUGACAGUGAAGAUGGGCCCAUCUGUGCCUGGUGACGCAGCCGUCAAAGUUAGAAUGACGCUCGAACAAUUGAUGCUGCAGUUUGGAGGACCGGAAAUGGCAAUUCGUUUCAUGGUCGAGCUGUUUCUCCUGGCGAUCGGGGAGCCUCCCUCCCGCGAAUUCGGGCUCAAAGUAACAGAGGAGCAGGCAUUGUCUCCAUUAAGGCACUCGUGAUGUUCAUCCAAUUUGUCCUUGAAUCCACGAAAAAAGAAGAUUCAAAUCGUAUAAAUAGAGGGAUCUUGUAUACUAUUGAAUUCUGUCCUUAGUAGAAGAUCAUUGUUUCUGACGGAAAACGCUACGAACGCAAUGGAAAACACCGGGGCUGUGCGUCACGUCGAUUUUCGAUCUUUCUUCUGUAGCAAUAUUUUAAGUAAUAUAGGGGUGUACUUUCAUACUCGGUCGAUUCCCUCUAUAGUCACCCUUUUCGUCAUCUGGAUUUGGUUGCUUAAUCCCGUUCUUUUUUCCAUUUUUAGUUGUCGCCCGCCUUAUAUACAGCCUUCAAACAACUAUUAGCACAGUUCGGAGCAUACUGCUGAGUUAUAGAUUUUUUUUUUAUAGAGAUCAGGGACAAGCUUGGAGCACUCUUUUAUCCUUCAUAUUCAAUCACUUUUCUUUUUGUGUAAUGAUCUAAUAACGGUUACUGGAGCAGCAGGUUUGGGAGCGCAUGUCCUUGCUAGUCCAGGAUCCAUGGCGGGUGCUGGAGGUCUGUCAUCUGGCAAAGCUAGUGGAGGCGUGAACGGUGGUAGAGAGCCUUCUGGCAGAGAAAACACUAACGGCCGAGGAGAAGGCCCAGGCAGAGCCGGACGCAAGCCCGGCGGAGGAGGCUCGGUCGACCAGCGCGCGGAUGACGUCAAAAAUGGCGGCGGUGGAGCAUUGCCUCCGCAGUCCGGUGACGAGGAUCGCGAUGGAAGGCCGUUUAAUGAAGGAGGUGGUGCUGUUUCCGGCAACGGCACGCCUGGCAAUGGAGGCUCAUCUUCUGGCGGUGGAGGCCAGCCAUCAAGCGCGGCUGACGGUACAGGCAUGGCUGGCGGAGGCCGCCAUCCAUCCGGAAAAAGUGGUGGCGGAGGCAGACGUGUUCAUGGUUCCAAAGGUCACGGGGGUGACGCUGGAGGGCACAACCCCGACCAAGGUCCGACCGCGGGCCCGAAUGGCGGCAAGGGGCUGACCCCCGACAAGCCGGGGCCGCAACAUGUGGGGGAGGCCGGCGGCAAUGGUGGCCCCAAGUCCAACGAGGGAGACGACGGUGCUGGAGGCUCACUUGGGGGCGGCGGUGGAGGCUCAUCUGGGGGCGGCGGUGGAGGCUCCUCUGGGGGCCGUGGAGACACAAAGAGUGGAGGCGCCACUGGCUUGGGAGGCAGGAGUAGCGGAGGAGGCCGUAUAAUUGGAGGAGGAACUACUGGUGGAGCAGGAGGCAUGUCGCGUCCGGUGUCUCGUCCUGGAGGCAGCGCGGCUGCUCCUGAGCCCGUCUUUGUGAAUGCUCAAGGUCAGGUCGUUGGCGGAAAAGGCGUCGGAGAUGAUGGCCCAGGUUUCGACCCCAACAAGAAAAUUGCUGGCGGCGAAGGCGUGGCAAGUGGUGGCUCAUCUCAAGGCGUUGCUGCCGGUGGGGGCGCGGCGGGUGGUAGAGUCUCUCCAUCUGGCAUAGCUAGUGGAGGCGUGAACGGUGGUAGAGAGCGUCCAUCUGGCGAAGGCGACCGUGAGGAUGCAAGAAGGACGACGGGCGAUGGAGGCUCAUCUGCUGGCGGUGAAGGCCAGCCAUCAAGCGCUGCUGGCGGUACAGGCAUGGCUGGCGGAGGCCGCGAUCCAUCCGGAAAAAGUGGUGGCGGAGGCAGACAUGGCCCUGGUUCCGGAGGUGCCGAGGUUGACGGUGGAGGGUCGUCUACUAAGCAGUCCAGUGGCGGGGGUGGCGAUGGAGAGCCGUCUACGCAUGGUGCUGUUGGAGGCACGGAUGGUCUUCCGAACCACGGCGGGCUGACCAGGAAGGACGACCCGAACCACGGUGGAGACGGAGACGGUGGUCGCGGAGGCAGACGUGGCGCCGAAGAUUCCAAAAAUGGCGGUGGUGA